Molecule: messenger RNA, 1255 nt
Organism: Wyeomyia smithii (pitcher-plant mosquito)
Lineage: Eukaryota; Metazoa; Arthropoda; Insecta; Diptera; Culicidae
Product: elongation of very long chain fatty acids protein AAEL008004-like
Exons: 4
Coding region: 405-1205 (266 amino acids)
Biological process (GO): fatty acid elongation, polyunsaturated fatty acid; fatty acid elongation, saturated fatty acid; sphingolipid biosynthetic process
Cellular component (GO): endoplasmic reticulum membrane
Molecular function (GO): fatty acid elongase activity
Source: RefSeq, a predicted model, not a curated record
AUGUCCCAAAUAUCUAAAAUCUUCACAUUUUUCAUUUGUAACUCUUCUAAAUAGCCUAUUUGUUAUAGUUUUUCACAUAGUGCCGCUUACAUUGUCAUAAAAUUAAAGCAGUUUUUGGACUAAGGAGAUUUCGAUAAAUUAAUUAAGAUUAACCAUCGUCCUCUAUCGCACUGUGCGGCGAAGGAUGAAUUUCACGGACCGCGCUGUUUACCAAGUGAAUUAAUGCACUAGACAGGCAAUUUGCAAUUCAAAGGUCAGUUGACAGUGAACUACAUAUUUGUUACUGUAAGGAAACUAGCGCACUGCAUUGAAAUUUAGUCUGCUGUUCCGAUUACCUCAAGCAGUUGGUGGAUAUUGUUGCAGAAUAAAUUUCAGAUUUCGCUUUCGAAAAGCUUCUGCGCGAAAUGGCUCUGGUGUUACGGCAUCUCUAUCAAUAUUAUCAAGAUUAUUACGAUAAUGCACAAGAUCCUCGGACAAAAGAUUUGUUUCUAUUGAAUCCAUCAUGGAUGCCAAUCGCAAUCAUAGCCGGUUAUUUGUAUUUCGUUCAAAGUUUGGGACCGAAACUAAUGAUGGAUCGGAAGCCAUUCGAUCUUCGCCGCAUGUUACUGGUCUAUAACUUGAUACAAAUUGUGGCUAAUAUCUUCGUGGCUUUUGCUGGUACUAAGUUGAUGAUCGAAAAACGAGUGUCAUUGCUUUGCGAGCCCAUUGAUCGCUCAACUAAUGAAAUCGCCCUAAGAGAAGUUCGAUUAGUGCAUUGCUACUACGUGCUUAAAGUAGUAGAUUUAAUUGAUACGAUAUUCUUCGUACUUCGAAAGAAGCAAAACCAUGUGUCAUUUUUGCACGUCUAUCACCACACAGCAAUGGUGCUGAUUCCAUUCUUCUACGCAAGGCUUUAUCCAGGCGGUCACGGCUCUAUGCUGGGGCUGAUUAACACAUAUGUCCACGCAGCAAUGUAUUUCUACUUUUUCUUAUCCGUCUAUCGACCAGAGUUGACCAAGAACGUUCGUUGGAAGAAAUACAUCACGAUGCUUCAGAUGACGCAAUUCGUAAUGUUGGUCUUCAUAUAUGGAUUACCGGCAAUGUUCAACUACGAUUGCGGAAUACCUAGAUUUUGGUUCUGGGGGGCUAUGCUGCAGAGUCUGUUUAUGUUGGCGAUGUUUGCUAGUUUCUAUCGAACCGCGUAUGGUCAGAAGAAAGAUGAUUAGAUCUUUGAAGAUGGUUUGAAAGUGAAUAAAAGAUCUACUUAGUUGCAGAA